Molecule: messenger RNA, 4294 nt
Organism: Acomys russatus (golden spiny mouse)
Lineage: Eukaryota; Metazoa; Chordata; Mammalia; Rodentia; Muridae
Gene: Dcp1a
Product: decapping mRNA 1A
Exons: 10
Coding region: 51-1853 (600 amino acids)
Biological process (GO): deadenylation-independent decapping of nuclear-transcribed mRNA; positive regulation of catalytic activity; deadenylation-dependent decapping of nuclear-transcribed mRNA
Cellular component (GO): P-body
Molecular function (GO): enzyme activator activity; mRNA binding
Source: RefSeq, a predicted model, not a curated record
GAGGAUUGGCGGAAGUGGAGGGCUAACUGCGCUGGGGGAACUUCGCCUGGAUGGCACUUUCCUGUUCUCGAGUCCGCCCCCGCCGGAGGGGCUCGGCUCCGGGAUCCAAGAUGGAGUCGUUGAGUCGAGCUGGGCAAGAGAUGAGUCUGGCGGCCUUGAAACAACACGACCCCUAUAUCACCAGCAUCGCAGACCUCACGGGCCAGGUCGCUCUGUACACUUUCUGCCCCAAAGCCAACCAGUGGGAGAAGACUGAUAUAGAAGGGACCCUAUUUGUAUAUCGCAGGUCAGCUUCACCUUACCAUGGUUUUACCAUUGUCAACCGCCUGAACAUGCACAAUCUGGUUGAACCAGUGAAUAAAGAUUUGGAAUUUCAGCUCCAUGAACCAUUUCUUCUGUAUAGAAAUGCAAGCUUGUCAAUAUACAGUAUCUGGUUUUAUGACAAGAAUGACUGUCACCGCAUAGCAAAGCUCAUGGCUGAUGUGGUAGAAGAGGAGACACGGCGCUCCCAGCAGGCUGCUCGAGAUAAACAGAGUCCCAGCCAGGCCAAUGGCUGCAGCGACCAGAGGCCCAUCGACAUCCUAGAGAUGCUGAGCAGAGCCAAAGAUGAGUAUGAGAGGAAUCAGAUGGGCGGCUCAAAUAUCUCCAGCCCUGGGUUACAGCCAAGCACUCAGCUCUCCAAUCUGGGAAGUACCGAGACUCUAGAAGACACACCCUCUGGGUUACAAGAUAAGUCUGCUCCAUCUGGUCACAAACACCUGACAGUAGAAGAGCUAUUUGGAACCUCUUUGCCAAAGGAGCAACCAGCUGUUAUGGGUCUAGAGUCAGAAGAUGUGGAGAAGCUGCCCGGAGAUGCAUCGCAGAAAGAGCCCAGCUCCUUCCGCCCAUUUCCCUUUGAGCAGUCAGGGGGAGCUCCUCAGUCGGAAAACCUGGGUGUCCAUUCUGCUGCUCACCACGCAGUCCAGCCUGAAGUCACCGCCCCAGUGCUGAUCACCCCCGCCUCCAUUGCACAGUCAGGUGACAAGCAUGCCUCGAGCUACCCAAUCCCACUGAGCCCUGUCCUCAGUCCCACUCAGCCAGCUGAAGCUCCUACCACACCUGUGGCCCACUUACCUCGGAAUAGCACCUUGAUGCAAGCAGUAAAGACCGCACCUCGACAGAAAUCUCCACUCCUGAACCAGCCAGCCUCUGAGCUAGGCCACAGCAGUCUGCUCGCUAACCAGAGCCCCUUCAGAGCCCCAGUGGGCCUGGCGCACCCAGCCAGCACGGCCCUCCCAAGUGUCGAUCUGCUCCAGAAACUCAGGUUGACCCCACAGCAUGACCAAAUACAGCCACUUGGGAAAGGUGCAGGGGCACCCAACUUUUCUUCGGCAGCUGGCCAACUGGCCACCCCUGAGAGCUUCAUAGAGCCUCCCUCUAAGACAGCAGCAGCAAGAGCCGCAGUCUCGGCCUCCCUGAGCAACAUGGUGCUUGCUCCAACCCUCCAGUCUAUGCAGCAAAACCAGGAUCCUGAAGUGUUUGCCCAGCCCAAGGUGUUACCCAACUCUAUCUCGGUCCCAGGCCCUCCACUGGUUACCGCAACAACCAUGGCAGUAUCUUCGGUCCUGCUGUCCCCUAGUGUGUUCCAGCAGACAGUUCCCAGGUCCACAGACCUAGAGAAGAAAGCAAGCUCCUCCUCUCCCCUCACUGUUGGAACACCAGAAAGUCAGAGAAAGCCUUCCAUUAUUCUCAGCAAGUCUCAGCUCCAGGACACACUGAUCCAUCUAAUAAAGAAUGACCCCAGCUUCCUCAGUACACUUCAUGAAGUGUACUUACAGGUUCUGACUAAGAGCAAAGACAGCCACAACCUAUGACUGCAGCAGAGUCAACGUGAAAGCUGGGGUCCACCUCACAACCAAGCAGGCUUCAUCCUGGAACAUCUGCUAGAACCUGGAGCUUCGAGAAGCCUGAGUUUGAGCCUGAGAUGAGCCUUCUUCCUUAAAGAUGUUUUCUAGAGACAUUCUCAGUGAUGACGGAGGUUUCACUGUGAAGCAUCACCAGCAGACCUUUGUUUGACAAAAACAACAAAAAAGACCUUUGUGCUGAGUUACGUGGGUGUUUUCAUCGGCUGUAAGCAAGUGUGUGCAAUGAGGAGCCCGAUUGUUAGCUUGCUUUCCAGGCCUCGGGGAGGAGCCACCAGCCUUGCGGCAGAGCUCAGUGGAACCACACUCUCCCUCCUCUUCUGCCCCUAGAAGCUCUGAACUGAAUGUCAGCUCCAGAGUAGCUUCAAAUUUUAAGGAUCAGAAUUUAAGUUGAUUCUUUGGAAAGUAUUUGUUCGAGUGAAGUAUAUUUUCUAUGAGCACCCCGCUUGGGCCUUAAAACUUCUGGGAUUUCUUUGUGUUUCAGUAAGUGUCCCUGGUCCUGCCACGUGAAGCACGGCUGUUUGGGUAGGGCCCAACUGGGCUCUGGUGGAGGAGGUUCCACACCUUUGCAGCACAGGCUGGGGCCGCACAGAUCCAGAUCCUACCAGAAGGCCCCGCUGUAGUGAACCUCAGUGGGUUAAGUGUCAAGUUUGUGUGUGAAGCGCAGCCUUAUUUUCCUUUUCUGUCUAAACACAGUUCAAUUAUUGUUGAUUGUUUUUCUUAACACUUUGGCAAAAGGACCAGUGGACCAAUCUGACAAAGCCAUUCUGGUUCCUCCCUCCAGUGUGCUGAGAGCAUUUUAAAGCUAUGCAGAGAAGGGAGCUGUACUCACACUGCCUGUCCUUUGUUGUAGAAUAUGGAGUCAAAAAGCAAGUGUGAGACACAGAACCUCACAGUAUCUUCCUGGGCUGCGAGCUCAUCCAGCCACAGCAGGAAACUGUACAGAUGCUUUGUGAUGCUGCUAUUGAUCUGCCAUGGUUUCUAUUUAUUCUUUUAUGGCAUGUAAUGGUGUUUAGUAAUAUUUUAAUGUAGAACUUGAUUAUUUCAGCAAUAGUGAUUUGAGAUAUUCUUUGAAUGAAAAGUGUCUUCGUUUCUACGAUGCAGGUCAUUUUGUAGUAUUUAACCAGUUCAGAUGCACUGCUCCCUUCUCUAAGCCCUAUUUAGUGAUGGGUAAGAACCCAGUUGGCUCAACCAGCUCGCGUCAGGGUUCGCUGUGAAGGAUGCUGGCCGAGGCGACAGUUCCCCUGAACACUUGCUUAAGCUUUAACGGGAACUCAAUCAAAGGCUCAUCGAUUUCUUUCUAGCUGAAAUUUUAGAAAAUUACUUAUUAAUUACUUGUUUUACUUGGGUCUUAGUUUUUUAGCCUAAAGGAUACUUCAGUUGGCUCAUGCUGAUGUCAGCUGCUUCCUGGCCGACGUCUCUGCUUCUCGGUUGAGCGUCUUCUCUCGCUGUCUGCCUAGUUGUGUGUGAAGUGUGCAGAAUUCAGGGGAGCUUAAGGCUUCUUCAUACGCAAUUAGAGGUAGCUCCAUGAUAGUGUGUACAUUUAGCAACCAAAAAUUAAUUGUUCAUGCAUCAUCUAAGACAGAUAAAGUUGUACUGAGAUGGUGAGUGUUGAUGACAGCAGGAAGUGGUGGUCACAGGGCCGUUCUCAUAAAGUGAGCGUGCCUGGAGGUUUGAUCACCCCUGCGUGUGGUCUCAGUGGACGUCAGUGAACAGACGAAUCAAAGCAUUCUUCUUCCAGUAGGUAUUUGAAUUUCACUAAUGCUUUUAAGUGUGUGUAAUAUUAUGAGAGGGUGAAGAGGGGCGACCCUAAAGAGCAUCUGCAAUCAGAUCGUCUGUUACUUUUCACCCUUUAAUCCUAGGAAUGACUAGAUAAACAGAGAAAUAGAAACUCUGAGAAGGAAGGCUUCCUCGAUGUAAAUGAAAACUUCUAAGUGCCGAAGUGAUGGAGACUUGAAAAGGGUAAACCUGUUUCAACUCCCAGAUUUAUAUACUCCAAGCAUUGACUUAAAAUUCAGAAGCCAAAAGUUCAGAUCAUGAUCGCUGGGAAGCCAGGCCAGAGUGAGUCCCCACAGAGCCGGGCCAGGCCUGCAAGUCAGCUCCAUUGCCUUGCUCCUCAUUCGGCCUUACUAUCCAGAACCUCUGCUAGCUAGCGUAGCUUGCGUGUUUACAGUGUCUUUGCUGGAACCUUAGUUGAACUGAAAGGGACAUUAGAGAUGCUUCUUGCUAGGUUGGCAGAGCCCAGAAGACCACAUUUAGGCUACUCUGUCCAUCUGUGUACACACCCCACCUUUACCCUGUGGUCAAAGGGUCUGGGAAGAACAGCCCAGAGUUUGGAGUGCAGCGUGUUUGGGGUGUCGCCAAUGAAUGACACUGCUCUUUUUUGUUGUAGU